Molecule: messenger RNA, 327 nt
Organism: Trichophyton verrucosum HKI 0517
Lineage: Eukaryota; Fungi; Ascomycota; Eurotiomycetes; Onygenales; Arthrodermataceae
Exons: 1
Coding region: 1-327 (108 amino acids)
Source: RefSeq, a predicted model, not a curated record
AUGGAACAAGUGGACGAGAAACCGUCCAAUUGCGUAAACAGCCCAACGCCUGCAAAUACGGAGACGCAACGGCUGCUAACCAAUCCUUUAAGCACCACAAUUGACAAAGAUAGUAAAGGCAACGAGCAUAUGAGGAUGAAUUUCCACGUACGUCAUCAUCUUCCCCGUGGUCCAUUUGACCGAAUUCUCACACCUAACAAACCAUCACAGGUCAGCGGCCCACUCAACGAUGGUGUGGUGUUGGUCCACCUGGUCAAGCUGGCUGGACAGAGUGAUUUCGAAUACCACCUCCUCGCUCUAGAUGUUAAAGGUAAGCGAAAGGAUUGA